AUGGCUUCUUCUUCAUUCACUUCUUCUUGUCAGACCAGCAAUUUGAGAUCUGUAUUUUUGGGCGAAAGAAAUGGAAUAUGUCUACCUAGUGUUCCUGUAAUUCGUGUUGGUUUUUUGAGAAACACUAUUGAAUGUAAGGAGUCACGGAUAGGGAAGCAACCAAUUCAAGUUCCGUCCAAUGUGACAAUCACAUUGGAAGGUCAAGAUUUAAAAGUAAAGGGUCCAUUGGGGGAACUUUCAAGGACUUAUCCACGAGAAGUAAAGCUCGAGAGGGAUGAAAAUGGAAUCCUUCGAGUCACCAAGGCACUAGACACUAGAAGAGCAAACCAAAUGCAUGGACUUUUCAGGACACUUACUGACAACAUGGUGGUGGGAGUAUCUAAGGGUUUCGAGAAGAGACUUCAACUUGUUGGUGUUGGUUAUCGUGCAAAUGUAGAAGGAAAAGACUUGGUAUUAAGUCUGGGGUUGUCUCAUCCAGUUAGGAUGGCAAUCCCUGGUAACCUACAAGUGAAGGUGGAAGAGAACACCAGGAUCAUUGUCAGUGGAUACGACAAGUGCUCCAUUGGUGAGUUUGCUGCUUCAAUUAGGAGAUGGAGACCCCCUGAGCCAUAUAAAGGUAAGGGUGUGAGGUAUGCCAAUGAAGUUAUAAGAUUAAAGGAAGGUAAAGCAGGGAAGAAGAAGUGA
Dovyalis caffra is the source of this 684-nucleotide messenger RNA. NCBI's taxonomy places the organism in Eukaryota, Viridiplantae, Streptophyta, Magnoliopsida, Malpighiales, Salicaceae. The record is from the annotation of a GenBank genome assembly.